Molecule: messenger RNA, 1581 nt
Organism: Aspergillus clavatus NRRL 1
Lineage: Eukaryota; Fungi; Ascomycota; Eurotiomycetes; Eurotiales; Aspergillaceae
Exons: 2
Coding region: 1-1581 (526 amino acids)
Source: RefSeq, a predicted model, not a curated record
AUGUCUCUUACAGAAUGCCCCGCGCUGAAUGGGCGGUCCGGGGCAAGCAAGCGCUCUCCAAUGGAAACUGACACUAUCAUUAUCGAGCCUCCGCACCCCGACCCUCUUCUCCAUGCGAAACUGAAGAGCAAAUCGGAUCUGCUCGAUGUGGAUGUUGGCGCUCUCACCGAGCAUUUCUGUGCAUCCCGCUUGUCGUACUCGACUCAAGCUCUCCCAGUAAACGUCCUACUCGAUACACUGGUGCGACCGAGCAUUGACGUAGAUGAGGGAGAAGGCGAGACCAGAAUUCAAUGGCGGCACGAUCCUGAAAAGGCUGUCCCACACAUGGUGUUCGGCAAUGCACCAAAGCCUGGAGGACAAUGGACAGACAAUCUGGUCUCUGCCAGCUGGGAUAUCCAAACUUUGAGCUAUGCGUCUAUGCUCUCCUUACCAGGAUAUUCCUUCGCCGAGCACUAUCGCAAGGUUGCCGGCAAGGAUCUUCCCGCAUACACACGCCCAACCAGGCGCGAGAUUACAGAUUAUUUCUGUGCUUAUCCCACAGUUGCGGGUAUAGACGAUGCGUUCCGCAACAAUGAGACGCUGGCUGGCAUCAGAAGGACCCCAAAUGGGUUCUUCAUCGCCUCACACAAUAUUCACUGCAAGCAUCUCGUCUUAGCGAGUGGGAUCUUCUCCGAGGUGCUGCAGCCUCUCCCGAUGCUCCAGCCCUUGAGAUCUCUUGAGCCAACCCCAGAUAUUCCGCUUCUUGUUAUAGGUUCCGGCUUCUCGGCUGCGGAUAUCAUCAUAUCUGCACCAGCUGACCAAAAAGUACUUCACGUUUUCAAAUGGGACCCGGAAGUGCGACCGUCCCCUCUUCGUGGCUGUCAUCAACAUGCGUAUCCUGAAUAUGCCGGUGUGUAUCGAUUGAUGAAACGAGCGACAAUUGCUGCAGAGCCGUCCACAGAAAAGCGCCCAGCGAAACCAAAGCGUUCAACGUCAUCCCCUUUCCUCGAAAGCCGUAACUGGGAUCUAGUCUACGAGGGACUUCCCAAUGCAGAUGUUGUCGCAGUGGACAUGCAGUCUGAAUAUGCACUGGUGACUUUCCAACUAGCGGAUGGAACCACCACAACACGACCUGUUCGUGGGCUGGUAUAUGCAACGGGUCGUCGUGGGAGCCUUGGCUACUUGGAUAAACCUCUUUUAUCGGAAGUUCUUGGAGCCUCCGACGAAGCUGAAGUAACUCCUAUCAUAUCAGGAAAGACAUUGCGCGCUAAGGCUCUUGAAGAUCUGGAGGUUGCUCAAGGUGUCUUCAUCAUUGGUAGUCUGACUGGCGAUUCCCUUAUUCGAUUUGCUUACGGCAGUUGUGUGCAGACAGCAGGUCGGUUGAUCAGAGCAUAUACCGGAAAUGAAAAGACCGAUGUCAGGACGCCAAGCACAUCAAGGCCACAGAGCUCAUCUUUACGGGUGAUGAAUGGCGUGGAAGGUCAUGAAAUCUAUCAGAAUGGUGACCUACAUCACCAGUUCGAGAGGAAGGAGUCAAAGUCUAAAGCAUCCCGAUCUAUUCUGGAUGGCCUAUGGAGCUCCUUCAUGAGCUUUUGGAGAUGA